AAGGGCUUCCCGGGCCGCAACUCGCAUCUUGGGGAACAUUCCGCACUGCCGCGCGGGACCUAGCUCCGGACGCUGGGGGGAGGGCGGCCACGGGUGGAUCCGACUCCCGCCAUAUGAGACGCGGUAGCUGGCGGGCCGCGGCCACCGUAGUGCACGUUUGGCUUAAAGUUGAUUUAGAUUCGCCCUUUGGGCUAAUAACGAGAGCUUGCAUUGUGCAGCACAGCUGUCCAGUACAGGGAACACCAACCAGCUACGAGGUUUUGAACUUCCUAAACAAAACAACAAUGACCCUCUUUGGCCUGGGCACAGCUGUCUGACGGACAAAGCAAGCCAAGAGUACAGCCAUGUUUUCUGAACAGGCAGCUCAGAGGCCCCACACUCUGCUGUCUCCACCAACAGUCAACAAUGCCACCUUCGCCCGGGUGCCUGUGGCAACUUACACCAACUCCUCACAACCCUUCAGGUUGGGGGAGAGAAGUUUCAGUCGACAGUACGCCCACAUUUAUGCCACCCGCCUCAUCCAGAUGCGACCCUUCUUGGUGAGCCGGGCCCUGCAGCAUUGGGAAGCCAGAAAUCUGAAAUCAAGUUGUCAACAGGGUUGGUUCCUUCUGGAGACUCUAGGGGAGGAUCCUUCCUGCUUCUUCCAGCUUCUGGUGGAUACUUGGCAUCUUGGGCCCCACCACACCCACAGGCUUUGUCCCUCUGGCAGAUCCCCCUUCACUGUUGUGCUGAGGUCCAGGAGGUCUUUCCUUCCUGGUAAAGACAAGGGCCCAGGCCUACAGCACUCUGGCAGUGAAGUUGAAGUAAAGAAGCUGUGUGAGCUGCAGCAUGGGGAGAAGUGCUGUGUAGUGGGCACUCUGUUCAAGGCCAUGCCACUCCAGCCUUCCAUCCUGCGUGAGAUCAGCGAAGAGCACAACCUGCUCCCCCAGCCUCCUCGAAGCAAAUACAUCCACCCAGAUGAUGAGCUGGUCUUGGAAGAUGAAUUGCAGCGUAUCAAACUGAAAGGCACCAUUGAUGUGUCAAAGUUGGUCACAGGAACAGUCCUGGCAGUGUUUGGCUCCGUGAGAGAUGAUGGAAAGUUUCUGGUAGAGGACCACUGCUUUGCUGACCUUGCUCCACAGAAGCCUGCACCCCCUCUUGACACAGACAGGUUUGUGUUGCUCGUGUCUGGACUGGGCCUGGGUGGAGGCGGUGGCGAGAGUCUGCUGGGGACUCAACUGCUGGUAGAUGUGGUGACGGGGCAGCUCGGGGAUGAAGGAGAACAGUGCAGUGCUGCCCACGUCUCCCGGGUUAUUCUUGCCGGCAACCUCCUCAGCCACAGCACCCAAAGCAGAGAUUCUAUCAACAAGGCCAAGUAUCUCACCAAGAAAACCCAGGCAGCCAGUGUGGAAGCAGUCAAGAUGCUGGAUGAGAUCCUCCUGCAGUUGAGUGCCUCGGUGCCUGUGGACGUGAUGCCAGGUGAAUUUGAUCCAACCAACUAUACGCUCCCCCAGCAGCCCCUGCACCACUGCAUGUUCCCACUGGCCACUGCCUACUCCACACUGCAGCUGGUCACCAACCCCUACCAGGCCACCAUCGAUGGAGUCAGGUUCCUGGGGACAUCAGGACAGAAUGUGAAUGACAUUUUCCGAUACAGCAGUAUGGAAGACCAUUUGGAGAUUCUGGAGUGGACUCUGCGAGUCCGUCACAUCAGCCCCACAGCUCCUGACACCCUAGGUUGUUACCCCUUCUACAAAACUGACCCAUUCAUCUUUCUGGAAUGCCCUCAUGUCUACUUUUGCGGGAACACUCCCAGUUUUGGCUCCAAAAUCAUCCGAGGCCCUGAGGAUCAGAUGGUGCUAUUGGUGGCCGUUCCUGACUUCAGUGCCACCCAGACUGCCUGCCUGGUGAACCUGCGCAGCUUGGCUUGCCAACCUAUUAGCUUUGCUGGUUUUGGAGCAGAGGAUGAUGACCUUGGAGGCCUGGGAUUGGGCCCCUGAUUUAGAGGGGCAGCCUGAACCAGGCCAUUUGCCUUUGCAAUAUAAGCCUUGUAAAUAAAGCAUUUAUGUUUA
Molecule: messenger RNA, 2051 nt
Organism: Marmota monax (woodchuck)
Lineage: Eukaryota; Metazoa; Chordata; Mammalia; Rodentia; Sciuridae
Gene: Pold2
Product: DNA polymerase delta 2, accessory subunit
Exons: 13
Coding region: 345-1979 (544 amino acids)
Biological process (GO): DNA strand elongation involved in DNA replication; DNA replication
Cellular component (GO): delta DNA polymerase complex
Molecular function (GO): DNA binding
Source: RefSeq, a predicted model, not a curated record